GGGCGGGGCCAGCAGGGGGACCUGCUGCUGGGAGAGCAGCGGCCGGAGCGGGGGCCAUGGCGAAGCUGCUGAGCUGCGUCCUAGGCCCCCGGCUCUACAAAAUCUACCGGGAAAGGGACUCGGAAAGGGCCCCGUCCGGCGUCCCUGAGACUCCAACUUCAGUCACUACCCCCCCUUCCAGCUCCUGGGAUACGUACUACCAACCCCGUGCCCUGGAGAAGCAUGCUGACAGCAUUCUGGCACUGGCUUCAGUCUUCUGGUCCAUCUCUUAUUACUCCUCUCCCUUCGCCGCCUUCUACUUAUACAGGAAAGGUUACUUGAGCCUGUCCAAAGUGGUGCCGUUUUCUCACUAUGCUGGGACAUUGCUACUACUCUUGGCAGGCGUGGCCUGUCUCCGAGGCAUUGGCCGCUGGACCAACCCCCAGUACCGGCAGUUCAUCACCAUCUUGGAGGCAACGCACAGGAACCAGUCUGCCGAGAAUAAGCGGCAGCUCGCCAACUACAACUUUGACUUUAAGAGCUGGCCAGUCGACUUCCACUGGGAAGAGCCCAGCAGCCGGAAGGAGUCUCGAGGGGGCCCUUCCCGCCAAGGUGUGGCCCUGCUUCGCCCAGAGCCCCUGCACCGGGGGACAGCAGACACCCUCCUCAACCGGGUCAAGAAGCUGCCUUGUCAGAUAACCAGCUACUUGGUGGCACACACCCUGGGGCGCCGGAUGCUGUACCCUGGCUCAGUGUACCUGCUCCAGAAGGCCCUCAUGCCUGUGCUACUGCAGGGCCAGGCCCGGCUGGUGGAAGAGUGUAACGGGCGCCGGGCGAAGCUGCUGGCCUUUGAUGGCAACGAGAUCGACACCAUGUUUGUAGACCGGCGGGGGUCAGCAGAGCCCCAGGGACAGAAGCUGGUGAUCUGCUGUGAGGGGAACGCGGGCUUCUAUGAGGUGGGCUGCAUUUCUACACCUCUGGAAGCUGGAUAUUCAGUCCUGGGCUGGAACCAUCCAGGCUUUGCUGGAAGCACGGGGGUGCCAUUUCCUCAGAAUGAGGCCAAUGCCAUGGAUGUGGUGGUCCAGUUUGCCAUCCACCGCCUGGGCUUCCAGCCCCAGGACAUCAUCAUCUAUGCCUGGUCCAUCGGCGGCUUCACUGCCACGUGGGCAGCCAUGUCCUACCCAGACAUUAGUGCCGUGAUCCUGGAUGCCUCCUUUGAUGACCUGGUGCCCUUGGCCUUGAAGGUCAUGCCAGAUAGCUGGAGGGGCCUGGUGACCAGGACUGUGAGGCAGCAUCUCAAUCUGAACAACGCAGAACAGCUAUGCAGGUACCAGGGCCCUGUGCUGCUGAUUCGCAGAACCAAGGAUGAGAUCAUCACUACCACGGUUCCCGAGGAUAUCAUGUCCAACCGAGGCAAUGACCUCCUGCUGAAGCUCCUGCAGUAUCGGUAUCCCCGUGUCAUGGCAGAGGAGGGUCUUCGAGUGGUGAGGCAGUGGCUGGAGGCCUCCUCACAGCUGGAGGAAGGUGCGAGGGGAUGCCCCGAGGCCUGUGGGUGGGGGCGUGGCAAGGCCAGGUCACUGACGCGGCUCCCCUCUCUGCCUGCGCAGCCUCGAUCUACAGCCGUUGGGAGGUGGAGGAGGACUGGUGCCUAUCCGUCCUCCGCUCCUACCAGGCAGAACACGGGCCUGACUUUCCCUGGAGUGUGGGGGAGGACAUGGAUGCAGACGGAAGGCAGCAGCUGGCCUUGUUUCUGGCUCAGAAGCAUCUGCACAACUUUGAGGCCACACACUGCACCCCGCUCCCAGCCCAGAACUUCCAGAUGCCCUGGCACCUCUAGCGACCACAGUGGGACUCGUUCUGAAAGAGUGGGACAGGAGGAGACAUGAGGAAGGAUCCUCUUACUUGUGAUUCUCUGUGUUCAUGUUGCUGUUUAUAGUUUGUGGAAAGCGGGGGGACUGUCCCCCUUCUCACUGCCCUCUUGCACGUUUCCCCUCCUCCAUCCGGCAGUACCUAACCUUUCCCAACACACAGCCUGCAUUCGAUGAAUGGAUUAUUCCUAAUAAUUAAUAAAAAGGUAUUUUUUCUACA
Molecule: messenger RNA, 2067 nt
Organism: Callorhinus ursinus (northern fur seal)
Lineage: Eukaryota; Metazoa; Chordata; Mammalia; Carnivora; Otariidae
Gene: ABHD16A
Product: abhydrolase domain containing 16A, phospholipase
Biological process (GO): monoacylglycerol catabolic process; phosphatidylserine catabolic process
Cellular component (GO): endomembrane system
Molecular function (GO): monoacylglycerol lipase activity; glycerophospholipase activity
Source: RefSeq, a predicted model, not a curated record